Molecule: messenger RNA, 915 nt
Organism: Chara braunii
Lineage: Eukaryota; Viridiplantae; Streptophyta; Charophyceae; Charales; Characeae
Source: the annotation of a GenBank genome assembly
CGGUUGUACUCAUUGGUCCCUUCGCGGCUUUCUUGGUUGCCUUUUUUUCUGAGUGUAUGUAGCUUUAAAUUAUCUUUGACUUAGAACCCAGCUGCCUUUUAAGUUAACUUUCGACUCUUUUGUUUUUAUUGUGAAUUGGUGAUUGUAUUUGUCGGCCUGAAGAUGGGUGGCUGCGGUUCAGCUUUUGAAGAAUGUAACAGCUCCACAUGUGCAGGGCAUAGUGUGGACGUCGUGCAUUUCAAGCUGGAAACAACCAUCCCCGGGCGGCUUUAUGGGGGAAAUGCUGUCGACAAUGCAAACUUCACAGGCGAUGAUAGAUUCGGCCACCUCAGCGACUCCUAUGGUUACAAUCCGCGGUGCAGGUUUCUCGACGGAACAAGCAGACACCCCGCUCUCGCGGAGUUUCGACCAAAGGAUGCUCCAUUUGGGUUGGUGGGAGCGCAUGGGGACUACAUCUUCGAGUUCUCAAGACCACUUCGCACCUCUGACAGGCUUCUGCAGGAUGCUCAGCUUUCAAUCGGCCAACGACAUCUGUUCAGCGCUGCAAUCUGGUACCCGACAGGCGAUGGCCGAAGCCCCUGGACGGCGGAAGGUCAUUAUGUCCCUAGUUGUAACUGGAUGAUCCUAGAGUUGUGGCAGGGGCAGGAGCCACUGGGGGGGUGGCUUACGGAUUCCCAAGCGAGUAUCGAAGAGACAUCGUCAAAAUGGUUAGCGGUUUUGUCGCUUCUGUUCGCCCUUGUUGCAGUGGGCGUGUCCAUCGCAGUGGGAAGCUACGUUCAGAAACACUCUCGCCAUUUUCAACAUGUUAACCCGAACAACUUGUGAUAAUUAACUCUCUUUAAUAAUUUAAUUAUCUUAUUUUUACAGUUAUUAUGUAUGGGGAGAAUAGAUUACGAAUCAAUAAUUAUUUUGACU